AUGGCAACCGACAGUGAGGAGGAGGAAAAGAAGAGGCGGGCAGAAUGGCAUACGGAGGCAAUGGGAAGACUCAAGACGGACUCCCGCAUGUCGUUCCCCUUCGGCAUACGACUCACUCUGGCGACGUCGAUAUCCUUCGCCGCAGGGCUGGUGUUGGGCAUAUCGCAUGGCAGCCAGAUGGCAGGCUACCGGUUCCGCGCUGAGAAUGCACAUCGCUUGCCGACGACGCCGACCGGGUGGUACCUCUACCACAAGAGUAAGAACUACAACAUGGCUCUGGCCGGGGUCAAGGAGGGAUUUUGGAUGGGAGGGAAAGUCAGCAUCUGGACGGCGGGCUUCUUUACGAUUGAGGAUAUGCUGGAUCGGUACCGCGGGACCAAGGACUUUUUCAAUACGGUGGUGGCCAGUCUGUCGGUUGCAGGUGGUUUUUCGUUAUGGAACCGCUUCCCUGUCACGACGGCGGCGAGAACGGCAAAGACGGGAUUGGCCAUCGGGGUGGUAUACGGGCUGGCACAAGAUGCCAUGGGAGCCGCGCGGGGGAGAUAUCCAGGAUACGCAUCGGUUCUGGGACUGGGACAAUGGACAAGGAAGACGAAGACUAAGAGUCAGGAGGCCGUUACGGCCACGGGCACAGGGACGGGCACGUGA
Molecule: messenger RNA, 648 nt
Organism: Drepanopeziza brunnea f. sp. 'multigermtubi' MB_m1
Lineage: Eukaryota; Fungi; Ascomycota; Leotiomycetes; Helotiales; Drepanopezizaceae
Source: RefSeq, a predicted model, not a curated record